AUGGAUACCAACGCUACUACCGACAUGUCUAACAACGCUUGCACCUCGACGAACGCUUAUAUGGAGGCUCGCAUGACUCUAUUAGGGCGAUUAAAAAUCAAGCGCAAGUACUAUAAGGCCUUCGAACCGCCGCCCGAAAGACAGGGCAAGGACGAAAUGGGCCGCCCGAUCAAGCGUUGCCGUAGGGUUUUGACUGAGGCUAUUGUCAUUAAGAGAAUGUACAGUGUGGCUUAUAACUAUUACGGACUCCUCGACGAUCGUCCAGAUACUCCUAUCACCUCCCCUAAGGAGAAUUCCGAUACUCAUAUCACCCCCUCUGAGGAGCGUUCUGAUACUCCUAUCACCGUCCCUCAGGAGAAUCUAGACACGCCUAUCACCGUCUCUCAGGAGAAUCCAGACACGUCUAUCACCCCCCCUGAGGAGAAUCCAGAUACUCCUAUCACCCCCCCUGAGGAGAAUCCAGACACGUCUAUCAUCCUCCCUGAGGAGCAUUCCGAUACUCCUACUGUCGCUCCCCCCGAAGAUGACUUCGUGGGCGAUUUCGAUUUAAGCGACGAGGACGAGCUUGCCGUGGAUCCUGAUGACAUACAGCCAAUAGAUCGCGAAGACCUUGAACUUAUAACCGCCUCUGACUUGGUGAUUGUGAUCCCGGAGCUAUAUCCCGACAAUGGCUUCAGCGAGCCCGGCGGUAUGAGGAAUAUCGCCCUAGAGAACAUCGCUAUGAUCUACGCACCGAAGGAUAUGGUUAAGAGGGUUGAAGAUGAAGACCCGGAGGAAGAGGAGUACUACUAA
Messenger RNA from Daldinia childiae, 792 nucleotides. RefSeq lists its product as uncharacterized. The transcript has a single exon. Bases 1 to 792 code for a protein of 263 amino acids. Lineage: Eukaryota; Fungi; Ascomycota; Sordariomycetes; Xylariales; Hypoxylaceae. The record is from RefSeq and is a predicted model, not a curated record.